AUGGAAAUGUCCGAGCCCAGCUUGCCUGCGGCUAGUGCUACCGUAGAUGACGAGUCCGGUGACAUGUCUAAUCCUUUCAGUCUGCUUGACGACCAUGCCGAGGGUCGUGCAUUGUCCGAGGGAUCACCUGACGUGUCCGAUUGGGAUUCGUGGCUUCUUGAGCAAUACAGUAAAGAUCAUGUGUCGUGCGACCACACACACGAGCCUAGCGAGGCAUGUGCUGAACCUGAGACUCAGAGCAACCCAGACAGGGAGCCAGCUGCCGGUGACCGGGUCGUCCAGGUUCCUAGUCUUUCGUCACAGGCUGCGCCGUCAGGUGAGCCGUACAAUCGUGCAGGGUAUGAGUGCAUUUUGCAAUCAUCAUUCCAGUCCCUAGAACAACAGGUGCCGAAAUUCUUUUGGCAGGAAGGUUUCUGGGCAGAUGUCUUCGGCCCUAAAGCUCCGCUUGUGAAAGUGCCUUCGUUUCAUCGCUUCGAACAGCCAGCAGGAACGAUUGCUCCGCAGGACUCAGUGCCGGGGUCAAGUGGAUCCAAGAGAGCCCGUAGGCUUGCACCUUGCAUCUUCGAAAAGGUAGUUGUCAACAUGCGUGUAAUCUCUUGGAGGGACCAGCGCGAAGCAGACCUCAUUCGUGCGUUGUCAAAGUGGUGCCUGGUGUUUGAAGCCUGGGACGUAUCACGAACCAAUGUUGCAGAUCAACUCUUGAAGUGCGAAUCAACAGAUGCCUGUCAUGAGCUUUUGUCGGAUUACUUAGCAAAGAAGGCCCCGAGCACCUGCUUAAAGAGGGCGAACAGCAUGCUACGCCUUAACAAGUACGUUGCCAGCGAAGGGUUCCAGAUGCCCACUUCAGAGCCAGACCUUUACCAGCUGCUGCGGAGAGGCAAGUCGGGUGGCGCAUCGCUCUCGGAACUUCAAAGCAUAAUGGAAGCUGUUACCUUCGUACGGUUUGUGUUUGACGUAGAAUGUCUUCAGAGCUGUGCACGCAGCAAGCGUUGUUGGGGCCUCUCAACUGCAAAGAAAGCAUCUCUUGUGUCUAGGGCCGACCCGAUGAGAGUAGCAGACCUUGUCGAAUUACAUCGUGUCUUGUCGGACGAGGAAGGUUCGCUUUGGGACCGACUGAUGGCCGGCUCAGCACUUUAUUGCGUCUACGCGAGAUGCAGAUGGUCCGACGCGCAGCACAUUGACAUGUUGGUGUUAGAAGCGGGUGAGACACUGUUCACUGAAUUCGGCUCCGCUGUAAUUGACAUACAUAAAACGAUGCACUUUGCCUCGAGGGCCCCUCGGUCGAUGGAGCUCGUCGCAGUUGGGAGAGGGCUCGACGGGUCCGAUUGGCUAGCAACAUUCGUAUCUGUCAGGAAGCUCCUCGGGUGCUCGUACGAGGACGGCUUCCCGACUAUGCCGGCUCCGAACAAGCAGGGACUCCCUACCGUUCGAGCCCUUAGUUCUUCGGAGGCGGGAGCAUGGUUGCGCGAGCUUCUUCCUUCUCGUGAAGGAAUGAGAACAACAUCACACAGCUUGAAAUCUUCGUUGCUGUCAUUCGCUGCAAAGCGCGGCAUACCUCACCUAGAUCGGCUUGCACUAGGAGGUCACAGUCAUAGUGCUCGGAUGUCGGAUGUCUACGCCAGGGAUGCACUGGCUAGGCCUUUGAGGCUUCUGGCAGGGAUGAUUUCCGAGAUACGGGGCGGAUCGUUCGUCCCCGAUGCUGGUCGUGCCGCUCGCUUCCCAGGACGGACCAACGAGGCAGACCUGUGUGCUGAGGUUCCCGAGGAGUCUCAGGUGCCCCCUUUUGGGGCGGUGCAAGGUCAGCGAUCCGAGUGCUCACCCUCGGUUACAAGCGGUGGACAUUCGCCCCUCCUUAGUGUGCAAAGCAAGUUCUUGACCUCCCCAACAGCGGGUGAGGGCCUGCCGGAGUCGCCGCACAUGUUUGAGGGUGCCGUUGAAACCGAGCCACAGUUCUCAGUCGGAGAGCCUGCGACUCCAGUGAAAUCUGAAGGUGUAGGCGAGGCGUUCGUAACUGACAGUCCAAUCAGCGUUCAGUCCAGUUUGCCACCAUCGGAGGAGAGUGCUGGGCAUUCAGCUUGCGCUAGCAUUGAUGAGGUCGACCCCGAUGAUGGCACAUCCGCAGCUGGUGACACUUCGUCAGAAGAAUCUUCCGAAGAGUCGUCUGAUGAUUCCAGCUCGGUGGCGAGGUCCCUCCAACAGGAGCAGAAUCCGUUUGGGCCACCUGGUCCAAGCUUCCUGAGUGCCAUGUCCUUAGUUGAUAGCGAGGCCUCAUUCAAGGCGCGUUGCCUUGAGGUCUGCGGAAGCUCAGAACUUUACGAUCUGCUGGUCGAUGCAGGGGUCAAGACACAUUCGAUCCUCGCUUUCAGCUGCGGAACUCCGAGGGCCCAGCCGACAGACGUAGAGUUCGCCUCCUUCGCAAACACUGUCGUGAAGGGGCAUGCAAGCAUCGGCCAAGUCAGCGCCCUUAAGAGGCUUCAUUUCGAAUCCUCAACGCUAGUGGUUGCUGCACUUCGAACCAUGGUUGAAGGUGAUGCUGGUGACGCUUCCAAACGUUUACCAGUGGCCGAGAAAGCGGCUCGACUUGCAGAGGCGAAGCGGCGCCUUCCAGGACUUGUAAUAGAGGACGAACUCGAGCCCAGUCAUGCCCUCUUGGAUGUGAUCGCACACAUGGGUGAAGCAAACUCAGUCGUCUGGGUUCCGCCGUCGAAGUGUACCAAGAGGGAUGCCGAGCUGAAACUGGGGUUGAGGGAUAACCAAAAAUUCCUCACAGUCCAGGAACACGGUGUGACACUUGCUCCGGCCCCAGACAAGCUUGUCGCUGAUCAUGCAACCCCUCUAGAAGUACAAUGGUGCCUUCAACGCAGAGGGAUUGCAUUCUUCAUGUGCGGUUUCAUGAGCUAUGAAACUCAUGAUCGGUGGGUUUCGACUCUCCUGCGAGCACUGUCAUCGGAUGUCCCACCAGGGUACGCUCCUAUCUCGAUCCAGCAGAUGUUGCGUGCUGACUCUGAGAUGUUUCUGUUGCUCGCAAAAGAAGUGAACCGAGUGAAGCCUACUAGCACUGGAGUCAUGGAGAUGGAUGAAAAGAUGAAGCUGUUCAGGCACGAUCCCAGGAUCACAUCGUAUCUGCAACCGUUGCAGAAAGCAACCGCCAGUGUCGCACCGCCUCCUCAGCCGCCCCUUGAAUCAGCUGCAGGUGCAUCGGCAGGCGCUUCUAAGCGGCAGAAGAGGCGUGACGAGAGGCUGAAAGCCCCUGUAAGGGUUGACAACCUCCCUGAGGAGUUGAAGUCGUGUCCCCACCAUACGGAUGCAGCCGGCCGUCGUUAUUGCUGGUCUUUCAACUUGGCCAAGGGCUGUAAUGCAGAGUGCAAAGGGCGCCUGGGUCACGGUACUUCCAGUUGCUGGUUCGCACAGGGGGGCACAAAAGGCAAAGGCCGCGGGAAGAAGGGGAAGGCGAAGUCUGUCGAGAAAAUGCAAGUGCCGAAUUCGAAGCUGAUUUCAGAAAUCGUCAGUCCUGCCCUCCUGGCGGCUUGUGCCUGCGGCGAUUCCGCGGGAGAACAGCUCGCUUACGAAUGCUUGACAAAGGGUUCCUGUAACGAAGACCAUCUGCUGAAGCUAUCCCGCCUACUUCCAACUGAAGUGCAGGCGCGGUCCGACCAUAGCACCGUGGAGGAACGAUCCUUCACAACUGGGGCAUAUUGCUAUGGGCCCAUGUCUGGCCUGCGGACCACUGUCCGGUCUUUUCCAGCGGCCUCUUGCCUGCUGGCAAACUUGGCACAGCGUCUGUUUCCGCAGCACACUUUCAGCUCCGUGGGACUGUUUCUCAAUGUCAAAACCCGCCGUCAUAAAGACUCCAGAAACAUGCCAGGAUCUUUGAACGGCGUUGCCCCCCUUUGCAUGUUCAAAGGAGGUGGCAUCAGGGUACACUCGAACGGCAAGUCCUCUGACCUGCCAGUGUCGGAUGGGCCAGUUCUCUUCGAUGCCUUCGAAGAGCAUGAAACCCUUGACUGGAUGGACGGUCCUAGACUUGUGCUGGUUGCUUUCACGGUGUCUCGCUUGCCCAACUUGAGUGAGCCCGAUAUUGAACUUUUGAGACAGUUAGGUUUCAAGUUGCCCAAGCUUCAGCCCGCUAACUAUGCCAAAGCUCUGCCUCACAUGUCCCACACUACAUCGGCCGACCACGCUACACCAUCCGGCAUUGUGCUUGAUGUGUUCGCGGGCGAUGCAGGCUUCAGCAAAGACGACGAACGACAGAUUCUGCUGGACUUGAUCUCCGAGCAUGCAAGCAGCUUGAUCGUAGUCCAGUUCACGAUACCUCUGCUGGGAGCCUUCUUUUCUGCCGAACGCGGUUCUCCCGAGUUCGCCGACUUGCCAUUGGACUACGUUCGACCAAUGCAUGCAUGGUGGUUCGCAGGACCAUCGUCAUUUCUCACAGCCGCCCACAGCUUCGACGUGGCCCUCGCUGCUGCCCGACCUCUAGUGAGCGAGUUUCGCUCCUAUGAUGCUUGGGCGGUGCCUUUGCAUGCCGAAGUCGGCAAUCUCCUCAGAUUGCACUGCUCCUGGACGUGGGCCACGAAUCAUGUUCCUACCACGUCGCAGUCAGGGAAUGAGAUCAUGAUGGACGUGUGCGGUACUUGCGUGCCUUACAACUUGAGAAGGGAUGACUGCAUCGAGGUCAUUUGGCUAGGGAUACCUCGCGAGCCUGACGACUUCCUGGCCAAGGCCGUUCUAGCAGGCCACCCUAAAGCUUUGCUGGACUCCGAGCCUGAUCCGCACAUGCUUUUGAUCAUCGAUAACCUUCUGGAUGGGCAAGUUGCGAAUCCACUCAAAGGCAAAGGCGAACUUCGUCGGUGGUCCGACCUCAAAAGUCAACUUCAUCAGCAGCAGGAGACAGAGAGAGAGAAAUGGGACCCUCACGUCAGGGAAGUCCUGGGAGAUAAGGCGACCGUUCUUCUUGACACACUGCUGCAGGAGUUGGAUUUCCCAGACCGCCGUCUGGUCAAGCACAUGACCCAGGGUUUUAGAUUGUCGGGUUGGGUUUGUAGGACCGGGCUUUUCCCCCUCGACCCUAAGCCUCCAUCCUCGACCAUCGCCGCACAGCUGAAGACUGCAAAGGGCCGCAAUGAAGCCACCAUUGCGAAGCUUGACAAACAGCCUAGCGACGAGGUCUCCGAGAAGGCUUGGUUGGAAACGCUGGAAGAAGCUCAGAAAGGUUGGAUUUUCGAAGAUACCGAUCCGCAGCUUGACAAAGUUCUUGUAGCGCAUCGCUUCGGCCUAAAGCAGGGUCCGAAGACCAGAGUCAUCGACAACUGCAAGUCCUGCUCUUUCAAUCUCACCACUGGUGUCCCGGAGAAAUACCGGCUGCACGGGGUCGAGUUCAUAGCUGCUUUCCUGCUGCUUGCAAUGCGUGAUCCAAGAUCGCACGGGUGCAAGAUCCGUGGACGCACGCUCGACUUGACGGCAGCCUACAAGCAAUACGCUGUCCAUCGAUCCGACCGCGACGUCCUCAGGAUAGGAGUGAAGGACCUGCAGCAGAACCGCACUAGAUUUUACGGAGUCAACGCUCUUCCAUUUGGAGCCACUGGGUCAGACGACUGUGCUGAAUCGGCAGACGAAGUUGCUGCCGAUUUCUUCGAUCUCAUGUCUGUCCUGUACGCCCGCGAAGGAAAGAAAGCUACUGCUUUCACCGAAAUCUUUAAGGCUCUCGGACUCUUGUUCGAUCUCAGCCGGUUCGGCGAGGGGGAGGUCACUAUCGGCCACACUCCUGAACGACGUGAGGAGUUGAAAGCCACGAUAGAAGCCAUCCUAGCCGCCGACUGCCUUUCGCAUAGCGAGGCCGAAAGUCUGAGGGGCAGAUUGCAUUGGUUCACAUCCUUUUUGUUUGGGCGCCGCUCGUCUCAGGCCCUUAACGUGGUUUCCGAUUGGGUGAAUCGAGGAGCCACUCACGGCAGACUCUCUGACGACAUGAAGGAAGCGCUCACUUACUUGAAAGAUGUGGCCCUUACAGCCCCGCCUUUAAAGAUUUCUCGUAGUCUCCACAAGACGUUUUACAUUUUCACUGACGGCAGCCUUGAGAACCACACCGCUUGCAUCGGAGGCAUUUUGCACGAUGAUCAAGGCGUACCGCUUGGCUUCUUUUCGAUCGUGCUUGACCGUGCUGCGAUUGAAAGGUUGCACGAACAGUCAGAACAUCCAAUCUAUGAAAUCGAGCUGCUUGGAGUGUGGGCGGCCCUGUCAAUCUGGCAGGAGUGCAUCCAUGAUAGUUUCUGUGUUUGCUACUUGGAUAACGAAGCCGCCCGUGGAGCCUUAGUAGCUGCCAGAUCCUCCACCCUGAAGGGAGGUUUGAUCUUGGAAGACUGCUUGAAGCUGGAAGACUCAGCGCUCUGCAGGCCAUGGUUUGGCCGU
Messenger RNA from Symbiodinium sp. CCMP2592, 6402 nucleotides. NCBI's taxonomy places the organism in Eukaryota, Dinophyceae, Suessiales, Symbiodiniaceae. The record is from the annotation of a GenBank genome assembly.